AUGGGUCUGUUAUUGGGUUCAUCGCGACCCGCAACCAAAGACAAGCUCUGAUGCCUUCUGACGCACGUUUCCACUCCUCUCGCCUCUUUCUUCUUCUCGACUGAAACGGUGCGAGCUGCGCAGACUUUUGCUUUGUGCAACACCCGCCCAUUGACACCCAGACCGCGUACACGAAACCCUCGAGCAGCUCUCAGUUGCGAUACACCAGUAGCGCACUACAUCAUCCACUUUCGUCAUGUCUACCCAACCACUCCUCCAGACCGCGCCGGGCAAGCGCAUCGCGCUCCCCACCCGCGUCGAGCCCAAGGUCUUCUUCGCCAACGAGCGUACCUUCCUCUCAUGGCUCAACUUCACCGUCAUCCUCGGCGGCCUCGCAAUCGGCCUCCUUAACUUUGGCGACAAGAUUGGAAAAAUCUCCGCCGGCCUCUUCACCCUUGUUGCCAUGAUGGCCAUGAUUUACGCCCUCUUUACCUUCCACUGGCGCGCGAGGAGUAUAAGGAUGAGGGGCCAGGGCGGCUUCGAUGACAGGCUGGGUCCCACCAUCCUCACCAUCGCUCUGUUUGCUGCCGUCAUUGUCAACUUUGUCCUGAGAUUGACCAUGGGAGGCGAUGAGCACAGCAAGCACUAGAUUUGUGUAACUAAACCAUCGAGCAUACAAGCCAUCUUGGGCGGAAGCAUGCGGGCGCACCGAGAAUAUCGUGCCAGAAAAUGAAUGACGCGUCAGAGAAUGAAGAAAAACGUGGCCGGCUCGUUGUAACACGCACUGUUCUGUAAGAUUUGUCGGAGACGAAGGGAGUUUGGACCAAAAAAAAAAGAGAUGGGCGUUUCUUUUGGUUGUUCAAAUGGAGUUUGAGUUGUUGCUGUGGAUUUUUUGUAUUAAUAUGCAUCAAUGCGAGUGUACUUCGU
Bipolaris maydis ATCC 48331 is the source of this 906-nucleotide messenger RNA. RefSeq lists its product as uncharacterized. Gene Ontology annotation, cellular component: vacuolar transporter chaperone complex; fungal-type vacuole membrane. NCBI's taxonomy places the organism in Eukaryota, Fungi, Ascomycota, Dothideomycetes, Pleosporales, Pleosporaceae. The record is from RefSeq and is a predicted model, not a curated record.